Thyridium curvatum is the source of this 288-nucleotide messenger RNA. RefSeq lists its product as uncharacterized. Bases 1 to 288 code for a protein of 95 amino acids. NCBI's taxonomy places the organism in Eukaryota, Fungi, Ascomycota, Sordariomycetes, Thyridiales, Thyridiaceae. The record is from RefSeq and is a predicted model, not a curated record. The transcript has a single exon.
AUGCACCACGUCCUCAACCUAAUCCUCGUUGCCACCGCUGCAACAGCCCUAGUGCUACCCGAGGGCUCAAAGAUCAGUGCACCGAUCUUGAAGAUCAUCGACGAUAUGGCACAGCCAGCCCCAGCGCCACCAGUCCCUGCCCCUGCUACACCAGCCAUUUGCUUCUGGUCGCUGUAUUGCGACGAUGCUUGCAAAGACAGCAGUACCUUUUGCAAGAGCGACGGCACUAUUGACAGCAAGGAUAAGAAGUGCCGCGAUAGCUGCAGUUGCUUUCACGCUUGCGGUUAA